GUCGCGCUCUACAUGGUCGUCGGCCCGGCGCUCAUUCUCGUGAACAAGCAGCUCAUGACGUCCUACGGCUUCCCCUAUCCCAUGCUCAUCAGCGGCAUCGGCCAGGUGUCGAGCGCCAUCGGGUCCUUUUUCGUGGUCAAGGUCUUCAAGUGGCAGCCGCUCAGCGACCAGGCCAGGUCCAUCUCCUGGGACUUCUACCGGAAGAACAUGGUCGUCGUCGGCGCCGCGUUCGCCGCGUCGCUCUGCUUCGGCAACGCGGGCUACAUCUAUCUCACCGUGUCCUUCGUCCAAAUUUUGAAGGCUUUCACGCCCUGCGUCGUCGUGCUCUUCUUAUAUCUCAGCGGCGUCGAGGCGCCGUCGCGGAACGUCGCGCUUUCCGUCGCGGCCAUGUCCGCGGGCACGGUGAUCUCGUCGUUCGGCGAGGCCCACUUCAACCUCACGGGGUUCCUCAUCAUGUGCGCGGCGGAGACGUCGGAGGCGACGCGGCUCGUGUUGACGCAGCGGCUCCUCUGCAACUUGAAGUUCGGCGCGUUCGAGGGCUUGUACCUCAUGGCGCCGAUCUGCGCGGCGUGGAUGUGGGGGCUGGCCCUCUUCCUCGAGGUCCCGAAGCUGCGCGCCUCGGGCGAUUUUGCGAAAAUCACGGAGAACGGCGACGUGUUUUUGAUCGCGGCGCUGCUGGGCUUCGCCGUGAACGUCGCGUCGUUUCUCGUCAUCAAGCGGACGUCGUCCGUCAUGGUCAAGCUGCUGGGCACGGCGCGCAACGCGGGCCUCGUGCUGUUGUCGGCGCUGGCGUUGGGCGAGGAGGUCACGGCGCAGCAGGCGCUGGGCUACGGCAUCUGCCUCGCGUUCUUCGCGGCGUACAACUACUUCAAGCUG
Messenger RNA from Aureococcus anophagefferens, 876 nucleotides. RefSeq lists its product as hypothetical. Lineage: Eukaryota; Pelagophyceae; Pelagomonadales; Pelagomonadaceae. Gene Ontology annotation, molecular function: antiporter activity. The annotation marks the transcript as partial. Gene Ontology annotation, cellular component: Golgi apparatus; endosome; trans-Golgi network. The transcript has a single exon. The record is from RefSeq and is a predicted model, not a curated record.